CUACGGUUACAAGUGUGGGACUGUGAGAGGUUGCUUUGCUGUUGUUAAAGUCAGUUGCUUAAAAAUCGAAUAUCGUAUUUUUGCUUCAGUUGUGCUUUUAACAUUUAACAAAAUGAGGCACCCUUGUGAGCCUUCAGAAUAUCAGUUUCACUACGACAGAUCAUACCUCAGAACUUCUUCCAAGUCCGGGGCCGGGAACAGUGCUAAGCAAUCAGUAACCAAUGGCAACGCAUCCUCUAGGUCAGCGUCAGCUGGUCCCCGAUACCCAAUGCCAAAUAGAGAUCUGGACAUUUUAUUUGAAGUGAAUAAAUCCAGAAAACCGGGGGAAUGUUUGGCAAACAUCCAGUACGAUAAAUACACAGGUGAGGUGUUAUCAAUAAAGCCUCUCUCAAGCGUUAGUGACGGUGGAAGUAACAGUGAACAAGAGCCGAGGGAAAAGGACAAGAAAAAGGAGUCUCUAGCGACUCAGCUGACUCCAAACUCUUUUACCAGACAUGGAUAUAACGUUGAGCAUCUCAGAGGGACCAUAUGUGGGCCUUUGCCCGGUAUGGUGACCAAAGAGGGACGAACUGGAAAACACAGACACGACCCCACCAAAACCACUGUUCAAGAUCAUUACAGACAUCAGUAAAGACUUUACUAAAGUGGGAAACAAGUAGUGUGUGCAAUGUUAGGGAAUCUAAACGAUAUAUGAGCGAUGAUCAGUUCAGUAGUGGUU
Messenger RNA from Bolinopsis microptera, 718 nucleotides. RefSeq lists its product as uncharacterized. The transcript is spliced from 3 exons. Lineage: Eukaryota; Metazoa; Ctenophora; Tentaculata; Lobata; Bolinopsidae. The record is from RefSeq and is a predicted model, not a curated record. The coding region runs from base 113 to 631 and encodes 172 amino acids.